GCAAAUUUUUUUUCUUUGUUGAAAAUUACAGAGAAAAUCAAUUCUUCCCUUCAAGCAGAGGGAGCGCCUGUUCAUCUUUUCUCUCAAAUACGAGUUCUUCCUUCUUCUUCUUCUUCUUCUUCUUCUUCUUCUUCUUUUGUUUUUUUAUUUUUAAAAUUUUCCUCCAGAAUUAAUAAGCACAGACAGCUAAUGUUUUUGCAGUAAAAUCUCACUCUCAGAAAAAUUUCUCAGCUUUCACUGUUUUGUAAAGCUCAAGCAGGCAUUUUUGGUGUCCUUUAUUUUUGGGUUUUGUCUGUUUUUAAUUUUCCGGUGAUUUUCUUUUAGUUUCGAAUUUGAAAGUAUGUUUGGGUUAUGUGAGCUUGUAAUCAAAAUGGGUUUUUCUUAAUGUAUAGUUCAUAAAGUUUAAAUUUUUUUGAAAGAUUUUUAAGUAUGGAGGGAAGAGAUGGAGUUGUGAGUAGCAGUGGGGGGGUUACAGUGGUGGGAUCAGACGCCCCGUCGGAUUACCAUGUGGCUCCGAGGUCCGAGAACCCGACCCAGACGCCGGGAUCGGGUCAGUCUCCGGCGUCGGGGCAGCCGGCGAGCCUGGGGCCGGCGGUGGCCGGGAUGCCGGUGAAAAAGAAGAGGGGGCGGCCAAGGAAGUAUAGACCGGAUGGCUCGGUCCCAGCAGCACUCUCUCCGAGGCCAAUAUCCUCGGCCCCGCCACCGGUGAUCGACUUCUCGUCCCAGAAGCGGGGGAAGGUGAAGACCGCUGGAUCGGUGAGCAAGCCCAAGUUUGAGGUGGAAAACUUAGGUGAAUGGGUUGCAUGCUCUGUUGGGGCCAAUUUCACUCCCCAUAUUAUUACAGUUAAUGCGGGCGAGGAUGUUACCAUGAAGAUCAUAUCGUUUUCUCAACAAGGACCCCGAGCAAUAUGCAUUCUCUCAGCAAACGGCGUCAUAUCAAGUGUCACACUCCGCCAGCCUGACUCCUCUGGUGGUACACUGACAUAUGAGGGCCGUUUCGAAAUACUGUCCCUGUCUGGGUCAUUCAUGCCCAGCGAGAGUGGAGGGACACGGAGCAGAUCAGGUGGGAUGAGUGUUUCUCUGGCGAGCCCCGAUGGACGUGUUGUUGGUGGGGGAGUUGCUGGUUUGCUGGUAGCAGCAGGUCCUGUGCAGGUCGUAGUGGGCAGUUUUCUUUCUGGGAACCAGCACGAGCCGAAGAAGAAACCAAAAACCAACCUCAUGUCAAUGUCCACACCAACUGCUGCAGUCCCGAUUUCAACCGCUGAUAUAAAGGGGAAUAUCUCGACCACACCGUCUUACCUAGGGGACAACUGGUCUUCCCUGCCCUCUGACUCGAGAAACAAGCCCACUGACAUUAACGUGUCCUUCCUUGAUGGGAACAACUAACAUGUGAUGGUCGAGAGAACUUACUACCAAUUCCGUUGCCUGUCCGGGACUUCCUUGUCUUGUUGUCUGUAGUCUCAUUAAUCAAUCACAGCUGAGAUAGUGUUUUAGGAUCUUCCUUUUUGCCGUCAUUAGUUAGAAAGAUGUAGGUGGUUGAUUUGUAUGUGUGGAUGCUGUUCUUGUUCCAUAAGAUUGUCACUGCUGCUGCUGCAGCUGUUGUUGUUGUGAUGCACAAUAUAUUCGUUCCAGAUUUUUAUCUCUCGAGAGUGAUGAAUUGUCUUUU
Molecule: messenger RNA, 1666 nt
Organism: Punica granatum (pomegranate)
Lineage: Eukaryota; Viridiplantae; Streptophyta; Magnoliopsida; Myrtales; Lythraceae
Source: RefSeq, a predicted model, not a curated record